AUGGGCCUCCUGUCGCCUCGCCGCAGGAGCGGGAGCGCUGCAGGCAGCGAGGAUGGCAGCACGAACAAGCUUGCAACCCUGGAGCGCAAUUGGAGGCGCGUGGCAUCCACGCACACCCUGCAGGAUCUCAUGGACGCAGAUGAUCCAGCCAAGCAGCGCCAGGGCGCAGACCUCAAGCUGCUGGCCCUGGGGGUGCUACUGAUACUCAUCGGUGCCGUCAGCCUCGCCCUGGGCGUCUUUGCCAUCGUGGUGGCGCCGCUGCUGCCGCCGCUGGCGCACCCGUGGCUGGCGUCGGUGCAGCGCGACCGCUACUACCAGCUGCUGCUGCCGCUCACCGUGCCCGUCACCAUCGCCGCCAUCACCCUCAACUGGUUCUCCAUGAAGCUGUUCAAGCACAACAGCUGA
Chlorella variabilis is the source of this 405-nucleotide messenger RNA. RefSeq lists its product as hypothetical. NCBI's taxonomy places the organism in Eukaryota, Viridiplantae, Chlorophyta, Trebouxiophyceae, Chlorellales, Chlorellaceae. The record is from RefSeq and is a predicted model, not a curated record. The coding region runs from base 1 to 405 and encodes 134 amino acids. The transcript has 4 exons.